Messenger RNA from Platichthys flesus (European flounder), 3915 nucleotides. Its product is annotated as excitatory amino acid transporter 1-like. The record is from RefSeq and is a predicted model, not a curated record. Gene Ontology annotation, cellular component: plasma membrane. Lineage: Eukaryota; Metazoa; Chordata; Actinopteri; Pleuronectiformes; Pleuronectidae. Gene Ontology annotation, molecular function: neutral L-amino acid transmembrane transporter activity; glutamate:sodium symporter activity; L-glutamate transmembrane transporter activity. The transcript has 10 exons. The coding region runs from base 1258 to 2838 and encodes 526 amino acids. Gene Ontology annotation, biological process: L-aspartate import across plasma membrane; D-aspartate import across plasma membrane; L-glutamate import across plasma membrane.
UCAAGUUUCAUUCCAAAGUGAUUUACAGACACAGAAAUGACUUGAAACAAAACAAAAGUGAAUUUUCAGUUAACUUCUACACAAGACUGUUGUUCUUAUUGUUUAGCUUAACUUUAUUUCAGGCUGGGGUUAGGGUUCAUAUCAGUAUAAGAGUUAAAAAUAAACAGAACAAUAAUAUAAAAAUGAUUAUCAAACUGUACAAAUCCACAGGGAUUAAAACACAUUCACACAUUUGCUCCAGAUGAUGACUCGUCUCAGGAACUGAUGAGUCAGUUAAUCAAUAAAUACGUUCAACAUGAAGUUAUGUGCAAUAAUGUAUGUACACGACAAACGACCUGUGACAGAAACCGUUUCUCUCAUCAGGGUCUGGAGCUGAUGAACUGGAUUGUUUCAUAAAGAAUCUGAUCAUUUGGAUUAUAAACUUUUAUCUUAAUGCUGCUCAUCAACUCCAGGCAGAAAUAAACUCAAAGUUCUAAACUAAAGAAAAAUCCUCAAAACGUUCCGACACAGAUCAGCUCAUGUGAGAUGGUUUCCUCCUGAGAGACGGAAACCAGGGGACAGUGUUUGUAGGAGAAUGUGACCUGGUUAGAGGAGUUCUCUCCUCUAAUUAUAUUCCACAUCACCAGGGAAUAUGUUUCCAUACAGUGAGGUCACUUAUUACAGUUCCACUUCUUUCAGCUAAUUGUGGUGUCACUCACUCUGUGGAAUUCCCUUAAACUAUAACACUUCCUCAGGGAGAUGAUGUGUAUCACUCUCACUUGUUUCAAUGUGAGUCUCCACAUGUACACACUCCAUGAAACCAACUACAGAACAAAAGGAAUAAAAAGUAAAGAACGAUAAGGAGAAUAAACGAAGAGAGGAAGAGAUUGAGUGAAAACAAGUUUUAGAUUUUUAUCCCAAACGCAAAUAUGAUGAUUUUCAUAAAAACGCUCCACAAAGUUUCUCAUGCAUCUGGAUUCUACCUGAAACUGUGUCACAGGGCUAACAGUCUCAUUCUGGGACAACCACGUUCUAAUUGGUCCUCUCAGUCUCCCCCCUCCCUCUCUGUCUCUCCUCUGGAUGUCUCCCCUCCCUCUCUUCCAUUUACAGUGUAGGAGAGGAGAUCACUCUGUCCUGGACACUCUGAGUUCUCCAUCUCCAUCUCCGUCCUCCUGACUCCGACCGGAUCCUGCCCCUGCGACCCGGUUCUGCUCGGCUGCUUCUCGGGUCGACCGUCCACAGAGUUUCCUGAAGAGCAGAGACCAACCUGAAGAGAGGAUGCAGCGAUUCAGGGAAGGAGUUCACAUCCGCGCCAUGAAGGCCAAGAGGAAAGUGGAGGAGGUCUCUAAAGAGGACGUCCAGGCCUUCCUGAAGAAGAACGCCUUCGUGCUCUUCACCGUGGGGGCAGUGGUUGUGGGUGUCAUUCUGGGAUUUGCACUGCGACCCUACAAGAUGACCUAUCGAGAAGUGAAGUACUUCUCCUUCCCUGGAGAGCUGCUGAUGAGGAUGCUUCAGAUGCUGGUUCUGCCCUUACUGGUUUCCAGUCUAAUAACAGGAAUGGCAGCUCUAGACAGCAAAGCCUCGGGGAAGAUGGGCAUGAGAGCCGUGAUCUACUACAUGACCACGACCUUCAUCGCAGUCUUCGUCGGCAUCAUCAUCGUCCUCAUCAUCCAUCCAGGAAAAGGAUCCAAAGAAGAGUUUGGAAAGCAGCAGAAGAUUGAGCAAGUCAGUCCAGUGGACGCCUUCUUAGAUCUGAUCAGGAACAUGUUUCCACCGAACCUGGUCCAAGCCUGCACCCAGCAGUUCAAAACCAAGUAUGGGAAGCGAGUUGUCCAUGUGACCGUGACGGUGAACGACACCCUCUUCAACUCCACCAAUGGCAGCCAGGAGGUCAUGGAGUUCACCCGGGAGGAGGUGAUCCCGGUGCCGGGCCAGGUGAACGGGGUCAACGCCCUCGGGCUGGUGGUCUUCUCCAUGUGCUUCGGGCUGAUAAUUGGCAGCAUGAAGGAGCAGGGCCAGGUCCUGAGGGACUUCUUCGACAGCCUCAACGAGGCGAUCAUGCGCCUGGUGGCCAUCAUCAUGUGGUAUUGCCCGAUUGGUAUCCUGUUCCUCAUCGCAGGAAAGAUCGUGGAGAUGGAUGACCUGACCGAGAUGGGAGGCCAGCUGGGCAUGUACACCAUCACGGUCAUCAUCGGCCUGCUGAUCCACGGCGUGCUGAUCCUUCCCACUCUGUACUUUGUCAUCACUCGGCAGAACCCCUUCAUCUUCAUCGCUGGGCUGCUGCAGGCGCUGGUCACGGCCCUGGGGACGUCCUCCAGCUCGGCCACUCUCCCCGUCACCUUCAAGUGCCUGGAGGAGAACAACAAGAUCGACAAGCGAAUCACGCGCUUCGUGCUGCCCGUGGGCGCCACCAUCAACAUGGACGGGACCGCGCUGUACGAAGCUCUGGCGGCCAUCUUUAUUGCUCAGGUUAACAAUAUGGAGAUGAACUUUGGUCAGAUCCUCACGAUAAGCAUCACAGCGACGGCCGCGAGCAUCGGCGCCGCCGGGAUCCCCCAGGCCGGCCUGGUCACCAUGGUGAUCGUACUGACCUCUGUCGGACUCCCGACUGAUGACAUCACUCUCAUCAUCGCAGUCGAUUGGUUUCUGGAUCGUCUGCGCACCACCACCAACGUCCUGGGGGACUCGAUCGGCGCCGGCAUCGUGGAGUUCCUGUCCCGGCACGAGCUCCGCUGCAAAGACGUGGAGAUGGGAAACUCGGUGCUGGAGGAGAAGGAGAGGAAGAAACCGUACAAGCUCAUCUCCCAGGAUAGUGAUUUAGAAAAUGAUAAACGUGCUCACAGCGAAUCCCACAUGUAGUCCAGACUCGGUCCCAUCUGUCCAUCUGUCCCAUCUGUCCAUCUGUCCACACGUCCACACGUCCUGCAGCUGGUUCACCUCAUUCAUGCUCAGCGUUAAUAUGGAAACUUACAGAACCUUCUGUUCGUUCUCUGCCUUCACUUCAUCCGUGUCUUUGCAGAACUUCUGAACGUUUCCGGACAGAACAAGCGAAACAGAGCAGUUCUGUUAGAAGUGUGUGUGUGGGGGGGGUCAGCAUAGUGCACACGAGGAAGAAAGUUACACAAAGCUGGAACUUGAUGAUGUGAGAGUUUGUGAGUUGGUGAGAAACGAAGGGAUGAUGAACCCUCCGUCCACUGGGUGGCGCUGAACCACGUGAUGACAUGGUUUGAAACGGUCCUGGUGUUUGUGUCGUGAACGUUCCUCCGUCCUCCUCUGAGUUAUGCUUCUAUCAUGUGUUUCAAAUAGAUCCGGUAGCUUCUACUUCUCAUGUUUACAACUCAGUUAAAUGUUUAAAAUCUCUCUUUAUAUGUGUAAGUGCAGGUGAAGUGAACGUUUAGUGGCUGCUCACAAAGAGAUUCACUAAUUCAGAAAACGAUUAUCAUUCUGUCACCCAGAGAUUCAUAACCUGAUCUAAAAUCAGACUUUGUUGAAUUUUGUUGAAUAAUAAUAUUGUGGUUAUUAGUUUAUUAGACGUUUGAAUGUCUCAGCGUUAGAAACUCUGUCAUUGAUCUAGAAAUACAAACGUAUGUGAGUCUUUACAUUUUCCAGAGACCUGCUGAACUUUUUACCAACACAGCUCUUUGACUCUAGAUUUGACUGAUAUGAUGAUUAAUACAUGUUAAAGUCUCGUUUCAUUAUGGAGACACAUGAGAUUCACGACUUUUGUGACAACAGUUGUUUUAGUAUUUUGUUAAUUACAACUUGAGUGAAAUAAAGAUUGAAUGAAAUGUCCUGUCUGUGUCUCUGUAGAACUUAAACCAACUUAUUUCUUAAAUUGUGUCUGAAAACAAUUUUAUACAGUUCAGAGAAAUGGUUUUUAUCCUCAGAUGAAAUGACAGGAGGCCUCCAGACUCCAGGCUGUGUGACAUCAGUCAC